Xylaria bambusicola is the source of this 2739-nucleotide messenger RNA. RefSeq lists its product as uncharacterized. Gene Ontology annotation, biological process: aspartyl-tRNA aminoacylation. Bases 1 to 2739 code for a protein of 912 amino acids. The transcript has a single exon. Lineage: Eukaryota; Fungi; Ascomycota; Sordariomycetes; Xylariales; Xylariaceae. The record is from RefSeq and is a predicted model, not a curated record. Gene Ontology annotation, molecular function: aspartate-tRNA ligase activity; RNA binding; ATP binding. Gene Ontology annotation, cellular component: cytosol; aminoacyl-tRNA synthetase multienzyme complex; cytoplasm.
AUGCCGGGUACCUUGAAACAGCCGCUGCUUUAUCUGAAUCGCAUGAUCGGUCACUCGUCUGCGAAGAAUCACAUUACCAAACUUCACAUGGGCAACACAGAUGCCCUCGAGCACGAUUCCGACUCCGACAAGAAGCACCUCAAGUCGGUGUACGAGAAACGAGCAAAGCGACAAUCCCAGCAGGAGGAGAGGAAGUCUCUCCAAGCAAAGCGUCGCCAAGAAGAAGAAGCCGCUCGCGCCGCUGACGCACCGCAGAUCAGUGGAAGCUAUGGCACCGUCGACGAAAAAGUAGUACCAGCCUCUGAAGACAUAGCCAACAUAUCGAUAGCUCGAGCUGAAUCGACCAUCAGCUUCACCGCUCGGGUCCAUCACACCCGCAACGUCAGCUCAAAAUUAGCCUUUGUCAUUCUCCGCCAGUCGACGAACACGAUUCAGGCAGUUCUGCAGGUGCGCGAGGGAGUCGUAUCAGAGCAAUUCGUCCGCUGGGCCGAACACUUAUUCACAGAAUGCGUCGUUCACGUUCAGGGUCGAUUGCGUACGCCACCCGAGAAGGUCAAGUCUUGCACUAUCCAUGAUCUAGAGGUUCUCGUCGACAAAAUGCAUGUCUUGGUUCCUGUGGACAAUCCCUUACAUAUCGACGUGUUCGGAAUGGAGCAGACCGAAGAAAACCCAGAAACGCAUGAAAAGCAACUAGCAGUGUCCGGCCGGGUUCGAACUGCUAACCGAGUUGUCUUCUUGCGAACGCCUGUCAUGCAAAGCGUCUUUCGAAUUCGAUCGGGAAUCUGCAACAUCUUUCGCUCAACUUUGGACGACCAAGGCUUUAUUGAGAUUCAGACGCCCAAGCUUCAACCUGCUGCCACCGAAUCGGGAGCGUCCGUUUUCCCAGUCAAAUACUUUGGAAGGACUGCCUUCUUGGCUCAGAGCCCCCAAUUGGCCAAGCAAAUGGCCAUAUCUGCCGAUUUCGGCCGCGUGUACGAAAUCGGCCCUGUGUUCAGAGCAGAAGACAGUAACACACAUCGUCACCUUACUGAGUAUACUGGAUUAGACCUUGAGAUGGCCAUCUUGAAUGACUACCAUGAAGCUAUGGACAUCAUUGAUACAAUGUUGAAGGCCAUCUUCAAGGGGAUCUACGCUAGGUAUCGUAAGGAAAUCGACAUUGUCAAGGAAAAGUUUCCUCAUGAGGACCUUGUCUGGCUAGAAGAGACGCCCCGUCUGACAUUCAAAGAAGGUGUAAAGCUUCUGAAUGACUCUGGAUGGGUUGACGAAGAUGGGAAACCAGCUUCAGACAACGAGGACCUGGCUACACGAGCCGAAAUUCGCUUGGGGCAGCUGAUCAAAGAAAAGUACAAGACUGACUAUUUCAUCCUCGACAAGUUCCCUGCCUCGGCCCGACCGUUCUACACUCAUCUUGACAAAGACGAUGAAAAAGUCACAAACUCAUUUGACAUCUUCCUCCGCGGCCAGGAGAUCACCACUGGCGGCCAACGCAUUAACAACCCGACACUGUUGGCUGAACGGAUGAAGAAAGCUGGAGUAGACCCAGCAACCAUGGAAGAGUAUAUGCAGGCUUUUGAAUGGGGCGCACCACCCCAUGCCGGAUGUGGCAUCGGUCUAGAGAGAGUUUUGUUCCUCUUGCUAAACCUAGGCGAUGUCCGUAAUGCUUCGCUAUUCCCUCGUGAUCCGAAGUCUUUACCUGCGAGAAAGAUUGUCACCGAUGAAUUGCCGUUCCCCGAAGCCGAUACUAUCAAGUAUGCUUUCGAAGGAGAGCAUACGCAUGUGCACCUACCAGAUCUUGAACAGCUCAUAGUAAACUAUGGUGAUGCGACCAACACUUCGUGGCUUGAUGACCGUUAUAAGGUCUGGAGGGACACCGAGACAGGUGCUGCUGUUGGCUACGCUGAAGAAAAUGGGUACGCUUUGAUCAUGGGUAACCCGCUUUGCGAUUCACGUCAAUACCCAGCCGUGAUCAGCUCCUUCUUACGGUAUUUGAAGAAGAGCGAAGAUCUUCGUCCCAUUUGGCUUCUUGUAUCUGCUGAGGUAGAAGAGCUUCUCGGGUCUAAACUGGGUUGGAGGACCCUUACAUCAGUGGCUGAAGAGCGUGUUGAUACCCAUAACGCCGCACAGGUCACGAAGAAAGAACGCCAAGCGAAGAACGCUGAUAUCAAAAUCCAUUCAACAGCGCUUGGCGACCCUGUCCCCGAGGAUGUUCGAGCCAAGUGUGAUAAACGUAUCCAGGAUUGGAAGGAUAGCAGGAAAGGCAAGAAGCAAGUCCACAUUACUGACGUCCAGCCUUGGAUUUCUAUGGCUCAUCGUCGAUACCUUUGGGCUGAAGACAAGCAGGGCGAGAUCGUCGGCCUUGUCAUCUUGCAUCGUCUUUCCCCCCAGCAUGGCUAUCAGAUUAAGUUCGCUCUUGACUUCCCUGGGUCUCCAUCCGGCAGUAUAGAAGCUCUCAUUGCGCAAUCUCUACGCCUUCUGCAAUCGUCAGGCGUUACCAACGUCACUUUUGGUGUUGGCGCCAUGUCGGAACUAGAGGUUGGCCACAACCUCAACGGUAUCAAAGCCAAGAUAUUAAGCCACACAUACAAGACGGUUGCAAAUCAACUGAAACUCGGCGCCAAGAGCGAGUUCCGCGAGAAGUUCGGUGUCAGAAAUGAGCCCGUGUACAUCUGCUACCCCUUCAUGGGCCUGGGUGUUUCGGGCGCAAGGACCUUGAUCAAAUUCUUCGAAGAUGAGGUCUAG